CCUGUUUUCAACAAGCUGUCAGAUUGCAACUUUUCUGGGCGUUGAGACUACACUAUUCUCCCAGACUGGACUUUGGAAUCCAGUCUGCAUAUGAGAAAUGGCCGAGUUUCUGUCACAACUCACCUCGGUGUCAUCAGGAAGCUCCGAUGAAGACUAUGACAGGCGAAUCCGUGACCUCAUCACAUACCUUCAGCAGCCAAGUAGGGCUUCUGAGCUUUCAGCGGCCAGUGGAUAUCUACUAGAUAACCUCGAUCCUUAUCUACACACCCUGUCUUACCUAUCAAUUUUCCUUCUUAAGAUCCAGUCCCUCCAGGGCAGCAACAAGGGCCGGCUACCCGAGCAAAUUUAUCCCGGACGAGAACUAUGGCUCAAGGCUAUUCGGUUUUUACGAAGCUUUGAUCCUUUUCAGAUACGGUAUGCUGGUCACGAAUGGCGCCAGCUAGUACAACUUGUAGUCCAGGCUGCGCAGGCUGUCUCGAAGCCACUCCUGGCAGUUAUAGCUGUCAGGGAUGCCAUACUUCGACUCGACCCCUCAUCAGAGGUCCUCACGUCAGUUCACACUACGUUUAUUAAACUCACUUUGGUGUCUAGGUCGUAUAGCCUUGCUGUGCCAAUUCUGGAGAGACAAGUUUGUCAUUUUCCGGCCGUUACUGGACAUGCUUAUCAGAACUAUCAUCAGCCUUUGCUUUGUGGGGAACACGAGUCUAGCACAGCAUUUAUCACUGAUGCUUCUGGGUUUUCCAAGCAGUUGACAUACAGAGACCAUCUGCAGUUUUUUCUUUAUGGUGCAAUGAUAUACAUGGCGCUAAAAAGAUGGGAUAGGGCCCAUCACUAUCUGAGCAUAGUGAUAUCCUGUCCUGUCACAAAUACUGUCAGCAAGAUCAUGGUAGAAGGGUACAAAAAGUGGCUCUUGGUCAGCCUGUUGAGAAAUGGAAAAUUGGCCGCACACCCGGAUGUAGUCUCUUCGCAUGUUAUCAGAGCAUAUCAGUCCUUGGUGAAGCCAUAUACCUCACUGGCCGAUGCAUUCGAAAAGGGUGAUUAUCAAAGGUUAAAAGCUGAAGCUGCACAGUCUAUUUGGCGUCUAGACAAUAACACCGGCCUUGUCCACCAAGUAAUCAAGGCAUUUACAAAAUGCAUGACCCUGAAAUUAGGGAGGACGUUUUCUGCCCUCACAAUGGCGGAUGUGACACAACAGGCGUCCGAUUGUUCAUCACUCCGUGAAGUUGAGUCAUUAGUGGCAUCACUUGUAAUGUCAGGGGCUUUCAGUGCUGUCCUGCUACAAUCACAUAACUACGAUGACACGACAAUGCUUCGAUUUUCCAAUCCAAUAAAAUCCCUCUAUUCGCGGGAACAGUGUGCACGGGGGAGGAUAGUGAAAGAGGGUCGGCAAUUGGGUGUUAUAAGGCGAAGUAUUUGCCAAUCCAACCAUGAGCUGGAGCUGAGCAAUGAGCAUUUUCUGUUUUCACAAAAGAGUCUGAGGUGGUCUGACAACCCUGGAAAAGGCAACGUCAACGCACUCAACGAGGCGGCCGGCGGAGGUGACAUUGAAGAAGAUAUUAUGGGUGAUAUCCAUUGAAAUACCAAAGCAACAAAGAAAUGAUGCGCUUCACACUUUUACUUGACCCUUGAGGCAAUACAUUACAAAAGGAACACUCGGUAUCACCCUCAUACAAGGCAAGUUGGUUCAGCUAAUCAGUAACUAUGAAAGCCUAUGAAACCUGAUCCAAUAGAGCCCAUGGACCAUGGUUAU
Messenger RNA from Aspergillus caelatus, 1750 nucleotides. RefSeq names its product putative COP9 subunit 3. The coding region runs from base 98 to 1576 and encodes 492 amino acids. Gene Ontology annotation, cellular component: COP9 signalosome. The transcript has 5 exons. The record is from RefSeq and is a predicted model, not a curated record. Gene Ontology annotation, biological process: ubiquitin-dependent protein catabolic process. NCBI's taxonomy places the organism in Eukaryota, Fungi, Ascomycota, Eurotiomycetes, Eurotiales, Aspergillaceae.